Molecule: messenger RNA, 813 nt
Organism: Varanus komodoensis (Komodo dragon)
Lineage: Eukaryota; Metazoa; Chordata; Lepidosauria; Squamata; Varanidae
Product: cystatin-like
Exons: 3
Coding region: 28-486 (152 amino acids)
Cellular component (GO): extracellular exosome
Molecular function (GO): cysteine-type endopeptidase inhibitor activity
Source: RefSeq, a predicted model, not a curated record
CGCCGCCGCUCUCCGAUCGCUCCGGCCAUGACGCCGCUGCCGCGCUCACCUGGCGCCCUCGCCCUGGCGCUGCUGCCGCCGCUGCUGCUGCUGCUGCUGCCGGCGCUCGCCGCGAGCCGGGUGCCCAUGCCCGGGGGCCUGGUGGACCGCUCCGUCGCCGAUCCCGAGGUGCGGAAGGCGGCCGCCUUCGCCGUGGAGGCCUACAACCGCGCCAGCAACAGCCUCUUCUACUACAAGGCGCUGCGCAUCCUCGACGCGAAGAGCCAGGUGGUGGAAGGAAUUAAGUACUACCUGACAAUGGAGCUGGUGAACACACUGUAUGAAAAGAAAGGUGGCUCAGGACUGAACCAAGCCGACCUGGAACACUGCGAGGUGCCCCCAGCAAAUGAGCAGAAGAGACAGAUCUGUGAAUUCCAGGUCUGGUCCCGCCCUUGGAAGGACAGCAUGCAGCUGGUGCACAUGAGCUGCAGCGCUGAGAGCGCCUGACCUUCGCCUGAGGAGCGCCUGGUUCUCUCGUCACCGCCGCCGCUGCAGCUGCAAACCAGCCCGGAGCAGCACAGUCCCUUGUCUUGGGCACCGUGGUUUCCGUGCGGAGUUGGCGGUCCAGAGAUGACGAGUCAAGAACACAAGAGGCAUCUGUUCCAACUGCUGAAAUCUCAUUUCGUGCUUUUCUAGAACUGGGGCUUUCUCUCCCCAGCCCUUCUCAUUGAUUACUGUUUCAGUUUUAAUGCAACAUUAGAGUCGCGUGAAUCCUUCGCGUCCUGCUGGUUCUUCAAAUCGGUUGGCCUAUCUUAAUAAAGAAAUUACCCUGUU